GGGCCCAACACGCGGCUUCACAGAUCGAUGUGUAGACGAUGCAGAGCACCGGUUUCUUGACGUGAGACCCUGCGUGCAUAUUGAAGUUGGACUUGCUUGCCGCUUUAUCUGUUUGUUUCUGUAUUGCGUACUUCUUCACAGCACCUGGUAGCGCUUCAGCGGCCUUUCUUUUUUAAAGUACUAUUAUUGCUUCUCCCAGCUCAGAACGCGCGUCUUCUGCGCUGUAGGUAAAUCAACGUCUUCAAGCAAAUCCGACGCGAACAGCGCGGGAUGAAAGAUCGCGAUAGAAAGGACCACUACGGUGAUCCAGCGCGUCCUCCAGCGACAAAGGAGCAGACGCUGGAGCUGCUGGCGGGUCUGCUGGCCUCCACCCUCGACGAGCAGGCAAGCAUCGCGGAUGUGCAGCGAGCUUUAAGCAACACCUCUGGCGAUGAUGACGCGUGGCGUGUGCGGGUGGCGGAGUGCGUGCAGGCGCGACGAAGUGACGACGACACGGCGGCAGAGCCGUCCGCCACCGCCGCCGCCGCGAUGCAGGAGUGGGUGUGCCCGAUGUGUGAGACGGUCAAUUGGGCCCCCGAUGCUCGCAAGUCGUUGCGACGGCGGCAGGAUGACAGCGCUUCUGCGUCGCUCUCGUCUGCGCAGCUGCGGUGUGCGUGCUGCGGAUACGGCGGCGCGAUCGAAGAAGAGGUGGACGAAGCCGAACAUGAAAAUUGA
This is a messenger RNA of Leptomonas pyrrhocoris, 714 nucleotides long. RefSeq lists its product as hypothetical. The coding region runs from base 271 to 714 and encodes 147 amino acids. The record is from RefSeq and is a predicted model, not a curated record. Lineage: Eukaryota; Euglenozoa; Kinetoplastea; Trypanosomatida; Trypanosomatidae. The transcript has a single exon.